Messenger RNA from Colletotrichum orchidophilum, 537 nucleotides. RefSeq lists its product as uncharacterized. NCBI's taxonomy places the organism in Eukaryota, Fungi, Ascomycota, Sordariomycetes, Glomerellales, Glomerellaceae. The record is from RefSeq and is a predicted model, not a curated record. The transcript is spliced from 3 exons. Bases 1 to 537 code for a protein of 178 amino acids.
AUGUCUCAUUCUCAGGCUCGAAGAGACUAUGGCGCCCAGCGAACCCAGGACCUUGACGAUCUAAACCGGCAUGAAAACAGCCAAAGUACCCAAAGCAAUGGCUGGCAUCAUGGGCUAUGUGGUUGCUGCGCUUCGUGCGAGCUUUGCCUGUUGAGCACCUUUGUGCCAUGUAUUGUGCUCGGCCAAACGUCGCAUCGGUUAAAAGAACCUUCCAUGGAAAGCUAUAGGCAUAUCAACCGCGACUGUAUAUUCAUGAUGGGAGUCACCUACUUGACCGGCUUUGGUUGGAUGUACGUCGCCCCAGUCACGAUUUGGUAUGUCAUGCGGAAGCGGUUUGAGAUCCGCAAGCGCUAUGGUAUCAAGGGCACCGACGCGAGAGACUGCUGCGCAUCCUACUGGUGUCUGUCGUCUGCUUUGGUUCAGCAUGAGAGAGAGGUGCUUGCUCGGCAGGCUGCGAGCAACACUCCCAUCACUGAAGGUUAUCAGACCCAACCUGGAAUGACAUUACCUUCUAGACAGAGCCAACCCACUACAUAA